CCCCGCCUGCACUCCGGCUCGCCUCCCCGGGCUCCGCCUCCGCCGCUCGAGGCGCUGCACUCCGGCGAGGCCCGGAGGGCCCGGGACUCCGACGGCGGCUCGGACGCCGACUCGGAGGUGGGUCGGGGGAGCCCGGCUGGGACCGCGGAGGCAGUGGAGGAAGAAAUGGCUGUUCCUAAUCACCUCUGCAUUCGUCGCUGGACUACCAAGCAUGUAGCUGUUUGGCUGAAGGAUGAAGGCUUUUUUGAAUAUGUGGACGUUUUAUGUAAUAAGCACCGACUUGAUGGAAUCACAUUACUAACUUUGACUGAAUAUGAUCUCCGGUCUCCUCCUCUGGAAAUCAAAAUCUUAGGGGACAUUAAAAGGUUAAUGCUCUCAGUCCGAAAAUUGCAGAAAAUACAUAUUGAUGUUUUAGAAGAGAUGGGAUACAACAGUGACAGUCCCAUGGGUUCCAUGGCACCUUUCAUCAGUGCUCUUCAGAGCACAGAGUGGCUCUGUAAUGGGGAGCCUUCACAUGACUGUGAUGGACCCAUCACUGAUUUGAAUUCUGAUCAAUACCAGUACAUGAAUGGUAAAAACAAACAUUCUAUUCGAAGAUUGGACCCAGAGUACUGGAAGACCAUAUUGAGUUGUAUAUAUGUUUUUAUAGUAUUUGGGUUUACAUCUUUCAUUAUGGUAAUAGUCCAUGAGAGAGUGCCUGAUAUGCAGACCUACCCACCACUCCCAGAUAUCUUCUUAGACAGUGUUCCUAGAAUUCCAUGGGCCUUUGCCAUGACAGAAGUAUGUGGCAUGAUUUUGUGCUAUAUUUGGCUCCUGGUUCUUCUUCUUCACAAACACAGGUCAAUACUUCUUCGAAGGCUCUGUAGUCUGAUGGGCACUGUAUUCUUGCUUCGCUGCUUUACCAUGUUUGUGACCUCCCUCUCCGUGCCAGGACAGCACCUGCAGUGUACUGGAAAGAUAUAUGGCAGUGUAUGGGAGAAACUGCACCGGGCCUUUGCCAUUUGGAGUGGCUUUGGGAUGACCCUAACUGGUGUUCACACUUGUGGAGAUUACAUGUUCAGUGGCCACACAGUCGUCCUAACUAUGCUGAAUUUCUUUGUCACUGAAUAUACGCCAAGAAGCUGGAAUUUCUUGCAUACUUUGUCCUGGGUUCUCAACCUCUUUGGAAUCUUCUUCAUUUUGGCUGCCCACGAACAUUAUUCCAUUGAUGUGUUUAUUGCCUUUUAUAUCACGACAAGACUCUUUUUGUACUACCAUACUCUAGCCAAUACUAGAGCAUAUCAGCAGAGUAGGAGAGCAAGAAUUUGGUUUCCCAUGUUUUCUUUUUUUGAAUGCAAUGUUAAUGGUACAGUACCUAAUGAAUAUUGUUGGCCAUUUUCAAAACCAGCAAUAAUGAAAAGAUUAAUUGGAUAAAGUCAAUCUUUGUAAUGGGUUCAUGAUUAAAUAUACAGUAGUUGAAAGUGAAUAACUUUGCUUUCUCCUCCUAAGCUGUUCCUGGAUGCCUUGCUUUUUGGCUUAUAUGUUGACAAAGUGAAGUUUCAUGUUUUGAGCAAGGCUGUGAUUAUAGAAAUCAAGAAAGAGCAGUCAAGAGUCCUUACAUAUUCGUUUGAAUAGGAAGCUUAAGUAGAUGUUUCUGACUCUUCUCUUUUGGCAAAUUUAAUGUUGUGAUUGAAGUCAGGCUGUUACCCUCGCCUGUUGAGUACUUGUAUUGAACUUAAGCAAUUUGCUGGUUGAAAGUGUUUUUGUUUUGUUUUGCUUAACUUCAUUAGGACUCUAGUCAAGAAAUAAUUUUUUUAAGCUCCUCAUUAUCUUCAAAGAAAAACCUCCAUCAAAUGAGCAGUACUUGUUCUUUGAACUAAUCUUUUUAAAAAUGCAACUGUAGAAAGUGAUCUGUAUUACUAACAAAUAAUUUUUGCCUUCUGAACCAUCUUUAAGAAAAGUAUACUGAACAUACCAGGAUGCCUGAAAGAAGAAGAGAAUGGAAGAGGCCGUACAUGAGGUGACAAAGUACAAAUAUAGUACUGGCAUUUUUCUCCAAAGGUGCAACAGAAGAUGCAGUUCUUAUUUUGUUCUGAGGGUUUAGUGUGACCAUCAGUAAGUGUUUAUGAGGGAGAAAUGGCUGCAUCCAUAAUAAUAAAAUUGGCUUAAUUUUAGGUAGGUACCUGGAACAACUUUGUGCUAUAGUUGUUAGCUAGACAUAUGACAGCCCAAUUUUAUGCCUUUAAGUGAUGUUAUUUAAUGAGCAAAAUAGUGGAGUGUUUUACUAAAUGUUAGAUAAAGUUCUAAUGUCCGUGAAUAGGGAGGUAUGCAUGCAAAGAAUAUUUUUUCUGUGAUCGAAAAGAACUUUAUAACAGGUUGCAGGCAUAAUACAACUUUUUGGUUUUUGAAAUUUGUCAUUCUUGGCCAUCAGAAGUGAACAGUGUCAGACAUAUUUGGAUAUGAAAAGGUUUUGUUAUUUUUCAUUUUUAAAUACAAUUGUGUACAUACAUUCUUUCUGUUUGGUCUUAAUUUGGCAGUCAGAAAGUGAUACAACAUAGUUGCUGUUUACAACACUAGAAAUUUAGUACCUUAAGUAAUUUGACCAUUGUGAAAACAUUUGUCACUUUACUUUUUAAUGAUUUUGGUUAAUAGUUAUGACAGUAGAACGGUUAUGGAAUUGGAUUUUGAGCCCCAACUGGUUGAGCUUAGCUACUUGGCAUAUUAAUUGUAUAGUUUUUACAUUCCAUUUUAAAACAAGGAGUUAGAAAAAGUGCUGGCAUAUGAGGUCUAAAAUUAGGCCGCUUAGAAGCCCACUCUAAUGUGGGUGAAAUAUUUUAUUUUUGCACUUUGAGUCAUAUUCCCACCCCUGUAUAAGUUACAGAGGAUCCUGAAUGGAUUGGACAGGAAAAGAAUAUUAUGCAAACAAGUUUCAACCAGUGCUGAAUGACCCCAAUUUGAGUCUACUCUUUUUUUUUGUUUUUGAGUCUACUCUUAACAUUAUUUUUUAUUUCUCACUUGAGAAAUGGUACAAGGCAAUUCUAGUUUUAUUAUGCCUUUAAAUCUAAUACUUUAGAAUCUUAUAAUAUCUUAAAUUGUUGAUUCUAAUAUAUGCAAGGGACAAAAAUGUCAACGUUUCAUCUAAGGAAACUGCAUAAACAUGAGGGAUGUUUCCUGUGCUACCCUAGAGCACUUUGACCCUUGAGAUAAAAAAAAUGUGUAACUGCCAUUCUUUCUAAGGGACAAGUAAGACUGUAUUUAGCUAGGGAGGGACGAGUGUUGGCUUUUGGAAAAAUGUUUGAAAAAAAUCUGUGGCAACAUUAAUUCAAGAAUGUCAGAUAGUAACUUAAUGGUAAAUUUCCUAACAUCAGUGUUCUUUCCUUCAUAUGGAUUCUAUUCUAGAACAAAAUAGAAAAAAAAAAUUGCAACUAACUUUGCAGAGCUAAUGACAUUGAGAGUGCCUAACAGUAGACUGCAAUGAAGAUUAUAAAAUAAGUUUUCAGCUUUGCAUUUAUCAUAUUUGAUUUGAGGUAAAGUUAAGGUAAAUUUACAUUUUAUUGUUAUAACUAAUACAAGGCAGUGUUUACAUAAAUUAAUCAUCUCCAAGUCUCUUUCUUGGAAAACUUUGACACAAAAUUAUUUUCCAUUUCUUUUAAUGUGAAACCUAUAUUUUAGUUGUUUUUUGUUUUGUCCACAAAUUUCCAGAUUUUGUCUUUGUAUUUUUUUUUUCUUGUCAAAGUGUAAACCAUUGGAAGAGUGGUAUUUUUUUUUUUUUUUUUUUUUGGAAGAGUGGUAUUUAUAUUCACAUUUUGGUGUGAAUGUGGCCAGGUAGAAAAGCUCCAUGCCUUAGAUCUAUGUAUUUUUUGACCCUCUCUACAGCUGCAGGCUUAUGAGAGGCUUAUAUCCUUAAAUACUGAGACCUCAGUAUAGAAGGAACCAAGAAGACUUUUGGUUUGGGGAUACAAACUGGAGGUUAUAUUGGAAGUCCUUGAUUCAUUUCUCUAUACUCCUGGGGGCAAUAUAGUCUUUUUAUUCUUUUCUUUUCUUUUCUUUUCUUUUUUCUUUUCUUUUCUUUUCUUUUCUUUUCUUUCUUUUGUCUAUGCAGGACAUUGUUACUGAAGGGUAAUUGAAGUUCACAAGGAGUAGGAGGUUUUGAAGAAGGCAAGUGUGCUGUUAUCACUGAAUAAUUUGGGAGAAAUUAUUUGGCUGUGCUGGAGAAUUCUCAAAUGGCUAUCCUCUCCAUAGUUCUCUAUGGCCAGAAUUGCUAGGGUAAAAAUACAACUUCCAUAUGCUGGGUCUAUUUAGUAGUUUGUUGUUUGUUGUUGUUUGUUUGUUUUUAAUCAGAGAGCAAUGAGAAUACACUUAGAACCAAUCAGCUAAAGAAAUGUGGAUUGUUCAUGAGAAAAAAAUCUGUUGACUGAGAGACCUUCUGGUUGUGUAAGUGGUAUGUUUUCUUACUCUGUACCUGCGUAAGUGUUGUUACUUAGAAUUCCAAAAAUCUUAUAAUUUGUAAACAGAACAGUGAAGCCAAGUCCUCUUAUAGCCAAAAUGAAACAGUCUGUUGGAAAAGUGUUAUUUAUAUAUUCAAAGUCACAUUCAUAACAGUAACCUGCUUUGAGUGUAUUCAGCAAAAGGCAAUGCAUUAUGAGUUUUUUAGUAAACAUUUUUUAAAGAUUCUUAUUCCAAAAUGCUUGAGAACGUUAACCAUAUUCUUGUUUUAAGUUCUGUGAUCUAAUAAACUUAAUUUUUUGGUAGUCUUUUUGUAGACUUAAGUUAUCCCUUACUAAGAUCUAAUAAAUUUAAUUUUUUGGUAGUCUUUUUGUAGACUUAAGUUAUCCCUUACUAAUAGUAAUUACUAUUACUGUAAUUACAGUAAUAGUCCUGUGUCAGUUCUUUCAGGUAUUCAGGCAUUUGAGACAAGAAUAUUCUUUUAUAAUAGUCCAAUAGCUUUCUUAAACAGUAUUGGUUUCUUUUAGAUAGUUUCAAAGCCAACAAAGCAUGUCAGUUUUAAUGCCAUCUUCAUUUGGCAGUUAAAGAUGGUUUGCAUUUGUAAAAAGUGUAGCCUGAAUUAUCCCCAUACCUCUCUAGAGACUUGUUAGUAACAUCAAGUCAGACUGCUUCAGGUGACCAGUGAGAAAAGAGAGAGGUUGAGGGUUUUUCCCUCUUUGUGUUUGAGUGGUUCUGAAUGACUGAAAUUACUGUGAAAGUAGGUUUUGGUCUUCCCUCUCACCUCUCACAUCCAGUAAAUGCUACCAAUUUCAAGUAAAACGUGGCUUAUUACUUUACAUCAAGUUCAGUAAAAAUACCUAUGAAACCUAUAAACCAUAAUUCAGCUACCAGUAAAGGUGUUUUUAGAAUGUGUUCUACCCUAAAUUAGCCAAAGACUUUUUAUUCAGUAUUCCAUGUUAAGCAUAAGGAAGGGGAGAGAGAUGGAAUACUAUGAUCAUUUUAUUAUUUCAAAUGUUUCAGUAUGAAUUACUGGGUUGUCUGAAUGGCAGCCGAGCCAUGUUAAUAAUGUCAUCUUAAAAAUGCUUAAUUUUAAUAAUUUUUUAUCUGGAGAAUCUAUGGAUUGUUAGGACAAUUGAAGUAUUUCUGAUAUGGAACAAAAGAAGAACUGGUACUUAGUGGGGGAGGCAAAAUUAGCUUGGACUAAAGUGGGCAUGUUUUGUUUUAAGAACUCUACCUAAAUGUAACUCUGUCCACAGAGAAACUAGUAUUACUUGAAGAUGUGAAUGUUCCUGUGGUAGCCAUGUCUUGAAGCACAGUGUUGUAUAUAAGUAAAUAUAUUGAUUCUAAAUUAAAUCCAGAUUUAACUAAUAUAUUAUUUUAUAUCUUUGUUGUAUUAAAAUGUUUAAAAACACUAAAAAUAAAACAUUUGAAAGUUGAA
Molecule: messenger RNA, 5863 nt
Organism: Canis lupus familiaris (dog)
Lineage: Eukaryota; Metazoa; Chordata; Mammalia; Carnivora; Canidae
Gene: SAMD8
Product: sterile alpha motif domain containing 8
Exons: 6
Coding region: 166-1413 (415 amino acids)
Biological process (GO): ceramide biosynthetic process
Cellular component (GO): endoplasmic reticulum membrane; Golgi membrane
Molecular function (GO): protein binding; sphingomyelin synthase activity; ceramide cholinephosphotransferase activity
Source: RefSeq, a predicted model, not a curated record